This is a messenger RNA of Perognathus longimembris pacificus (Pacific pocket mouse), 8818 nucleotides long. RefSeq names its product ninein (gene Nin). The record is from RefSeq and is a predicted model, not a curated record. Gene Ontology annotation, cellular component: ciliary transition fiber; centrosome; centriole. NCBI's taxonomy places the organism in Eukaryota, Metazoa, Chordata, Mammalia, Rodentia, Heteromyidae. The coding region runs from base 1653 to 8168 and encodes 2171 amino acids. The transcript is spliced from 32 exons. Gene Ontology annotation, biological process: centrosome-templated microtubule nucleation; microtubule anchoring at centrosome; centrosome localization. Gene Ontology annotation, molecular function: calcium ion binding.
CCCGCCGCCUUCCCAGCGGCCACACCUCCAACUGCCGGUCCUGGGGCGCCGCGCGGUUUGGGCACCUCUGCCAGCCCCGUGGCCCCCAGUCUGGAGCUGAAAGCUGCUGUUUUCUGUGAUCCGAGCGGACCUGCCUGAGCCCCACCGGGAGCCGCAGGGGUGAUGGUUUGUUGGCAUAUGUCACCCAGACAGCCCAGAAUUGAGGAGCGGGGAGAAGCCCUGGCCGUGGGGCCCCUAGGGCUUCGCCCGCGCUGUCGGUGGAGCGCACAGCUGUUUGGAGUUCUUACGAGUGGAGAUUGGAGCCCGCGUGUGGGAUCCGUGUAUCUGGAGACUUUCCCGGGUGCAACUCACCACCAGGAAAGGGGAAGAAGACUCCAGGACACUUGGUCACUACCUAAAAGUUCCGACACCCGAGCAGAGAAAUGGGAAGCGUGCAGUGUGUCAGGGUGGCCAGGGCGAGCUUCCGGAUCUGAGACUCCAAAUCUGGGCAUCUGUAGCUAUCAGACCGGCUCCCCACAACAGGCAAAGCGGAUGGAAAAACAGUCUGCUUAAAAGUCUGGGAAAUGAUGUGAGACAAGCAGACAGACAGUAAGGGACAAUUUUCCUAGACUCAGGGUUGAGGUGCAAAUAAAACGAGCUCUGGACUAUUGUCCUGUACCUCUUGUUUCUAGACAACUAUUACAAUUACAAUUACAAUUACAAUUAUUACUGAUCUUUUGCUCUCCUCACUGAACUAGGACAGAUCCCUUUCUGGUGUUGAGGAAUUACUGAGACCGAUUUCCCAUACAGUUCAAUCCUGAGUUAUCAAAUCUGGACAGAUUGCCCUUUUAAGACUGACACAGUAGCUUUUUAGGAUAGGAAUCCUGAUGAAGUGCCUUGUGGCACAUAUGCUAGGCUCCUGGGACCGGGGAAGAUUUCUCCCUUGGAUUCCUUUAGAUAUGCUAACAAAUCGAGAUCUGUUUGCACAUUUCCCCAGGCUUGACCGUCUGCAAAUAGGAAAUACAUUUGUAUAGAGUAGUUUUAUCUUGUCUCUCCUCUAGUGUGGAGUAUAUUUGUUAGGGACUAUGGUGGCUGAUUUGGAAUCUUUGGUAGAUCUUGCUCUACCAAUAGUUUGAAAGCAGCUAUGCAAUAUAGGCUGCCUGUAAGAGGAAUGUUACAGGCUGGCUGGAAAAUGAGUUUGUGUGGCCUUUUUAGCUAUGCCUAGUGUUAGUGGGGAGGUGAUGUGAAUUGAGGGAGAGAGGGAUGACAGAUUUAUUUUCACCUGGCUCUUCAUUAGAGGGAAGUAUUCUGAAUCGCAGUGUUCUGAAAAGCAAUUGGGUUGGACCUGAGCAAAGGUAUUGCCAACACAGGCUUUAGUGGGGUGAUGGAGAGGAAGCCAUACUAUGACAUCUAAAAUGUCAGGGGUCAGUCCGUCAGUUUAAUAAGCACUUUGGCAAAAUGGCAUGGGUUUUCUUUUUUUUUUUUUUCAUUUUCGGUAGACAAAGACCCUUAAUAUAAAAAAGAUACUAACUCACAUGGGGAGAAUAGGAUUCCAGUGAAUUCUGAACUGUCUUAAUAGGCAACUAAGCUUUUCCUAAAGCUCCCUGGGAUGAGAGUGAGCUCCAGGGAAUAGUUUUCCUGUCACAGCACAGGUGAGCGCUGUGGGCUAUGGGAUGGAUGAGGUGGAGCAGGACCAGCAUGAGGCCCGACUCAAGGAGCUGUUUGACAGUUUUGACACAACGGGAACUGGGUCCCUGGGACAGGAGGAGCUCACGGAUCUGUGCCACAUGCUGAGCUUGGAGGAGGUGGCCCCGGUGCUGCACCAGACGUUGCUGCAGGACAACCUCUUGGGCAGGGUGCAUUUUGACCAAUUUAAAGAAGCAUUAAUCCUUAUCUUGUCUAGAACACUGUCCAAUGAAGAACACUUUGAAGAACCAGCAUCUGUGGGUGUCAGCUGCCAACAAGUAGCUCGGGUGUCUGUGCCGCUCCUGGAUACCCACAAGCUGACACAUGCACUUCUGAUGAAAGACUGCUCACUAGAAGCUCAGCCCAAAUAUGUCCGAGGUGGGAAGCGUUAUGGACGAAGGUCUUUGCCAGAGUUCCAAGAGUCUGUGGAGGAGUUUGCCGAGGUGACAGUGAUUGAGCCACUGGAUGAAGAAGCCCAGCCAUCCCACGGCCCAGUGGGAGACGGCAGUGAGCGCUGGAAGACACAACACAGUGAGGAGUAUGAGGCAGAAGGCCAGCUAAGGUUUUGGAACCCAGAUGAUUUGAAUGCUUCGCAGAGUGGGUCUUCCCCUCCUCAAGACUGGAUAGAAGAGAAACUGCAAGAGGUUUGUGAAGACCUAGGGAUCACCCGCGAUGGCCACUUGAACCGGAAGAAGCUGGUCUCCAUCUGCGAGCAGUAUGGCUUACAGAGUGUCGAUAGAGAGAUGCUUGAAGAAGUAUUUCACAACCUUGAUCCUGAUGGUACAAUGAGUGUUGAAGAUUUUUUCUAUGGUUUGUUCAAAAAUGGAAAAUCUCUUACACCUUCAGCAUCUACUCCUUACAGACAACUGAAAAGACAUCUCUCCAUGCAGUCUUUUGAUGAGAGUGGGCGUCGUACCAUGACCCCAUCAGUGAAGACAGGUACCAUUGGCUUUCGGGUCUUCUCCUGCCUGGAUGAUGGGAUGGGCCAUGCGUCUGUGGAGAGGAUACUGGACAGCUGGCAGGAAGAGGGCGUUGAGAACAGCCAGGAGAUACUAAAAGCCUUGGAUUUCAGCCUGGAUGGAAGUGUUAACUUGACAGAACUCACACUGGCUCUUGAAAAUGAACUUCUGGUCACCAAGAAUGGCGUUCACCAGGCGGCUCUGGCCAGCUUCAAGGCUGAGAUCCGGCAUUUGUUGGAACGGGUCGAUCAAGUAGUCAGAGAAAAAGAGAAACUCCGAUCAGACCUGGACAAGGCUGAGAAGCUCAAGUCUCUGAUGGCGUCAGAGGUGGAUGAUCACCACGCAGCCAUAGAACGGAGGAAUGAGUACAACCUCAGGAAACUGGAUGAGGAAUACAAGGAGCGAAUCACAGCAUUAAAGAAUGAACUGUGCAAAGAGAGAGAGCAGAUUCUGCAGCAGGUGGGCAAGCAGCGCUUAGAACUGGAACAGGAAAUCGAAAAGGCAAAAACAGAAGAGAACUUCAUCCGGGAUCGCCUUGCCCUCUCUUUAAAGGAAAACAGUCGCCUGGAAAAUGAGCUUAUGGAAAAUGCAGAGAAGUUGGCAGAGUAUGAGAAUCUGACAAACAAACUUCAGCGAAAUUUGGAAAAUGUGUUAGCCGAAAAGUUUGGCGACCUUGAUCCUAGCAGUGCUGAAUUCUUUCUACAAGAAGAGAGGCUGACACAGAUGAGAAAUGAGUAUGAACAACAGUGCCGGGUAUUACAAGACCAAGUGGAUGAACUCCAGUCAGAGCUGGAAGAGUAUCGUGCACAAGGCAAAGUGUUCAGGCUUCCCUUGAAGAACUCGCUGUGUGAAGAACUGGAUGUGAGCAGCAGGGGUGUUGAGCCUGACCAGGGGCUUGGUUCUGAAGAAUGUAACCCACUGAACAUGAGUAUUGAGGCAGAGCUGGUCAUCGAACAGAUGAAAGAGCAACACCACAGGGAAAUGUGCCGCCUAAGACUGGAGCUUGAAGACAAAGUGCAUCAUUAUGAAAAGCAGCUGGAUGAAACCAGGGUCUCCUGUGAAAAGGAGCAGGAGACCACGAGGCAGCAGUAUGAGCAUGAAGUGCACACCUUGGAAAAAGAAAUCAGUGAAUUGAAAAGUGAAAUGGCAGACCUUCAGGGGCAGGCCGAGGUGCUGAAGUUGGCCCACCCGGAGGCCAGCUGCAGGCACCAGGAGGAGAAGAAACAACUGCAGGUGGCCUUUGAGGAGGAAAAGACUCACCUGCAGGAGGAGCUGAGGCUGGAGCAUGAGCGGGAGCUCAAGGCCAGGCUGGAACAGGUGGAGGAAGACUUUAGCCGGGAGCGGGAAGGACUGGCUCAGAGUAGCGCCUGGACGGAAGAGAAGGUGAGAGGCCUGACUCAGGACCUAGAGCAGGCUCACCAGGAGCAGCUGCGGAGCCUGGUGGAGAAGUGUGCUCUUGAGAAAGAGGGGCUGAGGAAGGAGCUCCUGGAAAAGCACCAAAGGGAACUGCAAGAAGGAAGGGAAAAAUUGGAAACAGAGUGUAAUAGAAGAACCUCUGAAAUAGAAGCCCAGUGUCAGGCUGCGUGUCAGCAAGUCACUGAGCGCUGUGAACAGACUCUCCGAAGCCUGGAGGAGCACCACCUUCAACAGCUAAAGGAGCUCAUGGAGCAGCGGCUGGAGGACAGAGCCCAGUGGGAAUUUGAGAAGGACGAGCUCACCCAGGAGUGUGCCGAGGCCCAGGAGAAACUGGGGGAGACUCUUCAGAGAGAGAAAGCGACCUCCCUGGUCCUGACCCAGGAGAGGGAGAUGCUGGAGAAGACAUACAAAGAACAUUUGAAUAGCAUGGUCAUUGAGAGAGAACAGCUGCUCCAAGACCUGGAAGACCUGCGCAGUGCAUCCGAGAGCCAGCACAGCCUCCUGACCAACCAGAUACUCGAGCUGAAGAGCUCCCAUGCACAGGAACUAAAGGAGCAAGAGCAGGUCCUGUGCCAGGCGGGGGCCUCCAAGCAGCUAGCCAGCCAGCAGCUUGAAAGGUUGCAGCUGGAGCAUGACCAAGAGAGGCAGGACAUGAUGGCCAAACUUCUGGCCGUAGAGAAUGCCCACAGGGUGACACGUGAGACAGCCGAUCGAGACAGGGCUGAGAUGAGCGCAGAGAUCUCCAGGCUUCAGAAUAAAAUCAAGGCCAUCCAGCAAGCAGCAUCUCCAUCCAGGUUUCACGGGGGCUGCCAGGCAGUGGGAGGGGAGGAGGAGGUAGAAGGAAAUAGAGGCAUGUCCCUGCUUGAACAAGGGGAGCAGCUGUUGGAAGAAAAUGGAGAUGUCCUUGUCAGUCUACAGAAAGCUCAUGAACGUGCAGUGAAGGAGAAUGUGAAAAUGGCUACUCAGAUUUCUAGAUUGCAACAGAGGCUGCAGAAAUUAGAGCCUGGGUUAGUGAUGUCAUCAUGUUUAGAAGAGCCAGCGACAGAGUUUUUGGGGAGUUCUGCAGAACAUUCACAGCCAUUCUUAUCGCAAAGCCGAAUGAAGCAAGCUGCAAGUGUCACUACACAGCACAUCCAGAGCGACCUGCAGGAAAAUGAGGCUCAGGAUGCAAGGAGUACAGCGGCCAGCUCCCAUCAGAGACACAGGGUCAGGAUGGAAGAGUCGGAAACUUCCGUGGAGUGUUUCUCAGAGCUUGAAAAUAGUGAUGAGACCAGGACUGAAUCCUGGGACUUGAAGAACCACAUCUGUCAGCUCCAAGAACACUUAGAGAUCUUACGUGCUGACUGCGACCGGGCUUCUGAAAAGAAACAGGACCUGCUUUUUGACAUCUCGGUGCUAAGAAAGAAACUAAAGAUGCUUGAGAGAGUCCCUGAGGCUUCUCCCAAGUAUAGGCUGCUGUUUGAGGAUGCCAGUCGAGAAAACGAGUGCCUUCAGGAAGAGCUGAGAGUGAUGGAGACCCGCUAUGACAAGGCCCGAGAAAACAGCAAAGAACUCACUGCUGAAGUUUUCCGGUUGCGGGCGGAGUUAAAGAAAGUGGAGGAAAUGACGAGAACAUUCCUUAGCCUAGAAAAGAGUUACCAUGAUGUCAAGACUGAAAAUGAGGAGCUGAACGUUUUGGUGGUGAGACUACAAGGGCAGAUUGACGAGCUUCAGGAAAGAGCAGCGGUGCACAGUGACUGCAGCCUCUCUUUGUGGGAAGCCAGGUCAGAUAACUUGGAGCUCCAGCCCCAUGAGAAGGUGCUUGAACUAAGUCAGUCGCUGGAAGAAUGCAUUCCCAAGGUUAGAAGCAUACACCGUCUUGUAGAAGAAUGGACACAAGAAACCCAGUGCCAAGAGCAGGGGAGCACACAGCUCUUGGCAAAAGCCCAUGAAAUGGCCUGGUUACACAGAACCAAGAAAAGCCCAGAGUUCUUCUUGGUGCAGACUCACCAAGAAGAGCCUCGAGUCCAAAACCGAGUUCCAUUGGAGGAAAACACUGCCCUCCAAGGCCUUCAAGACCCUCAGUUUCAGCAUCAGGCCACACUAGCAGAGUUAGAACUGGAGAAACAGAAGCUACAGGAGCUGACUAGGAAGCUAAGGGAGCGAGUCACUACUUUAGUUAAGCAGAAAGGUGUCCCUUCUCAGGGAGAGAAGGAGGAAGAGCUGAAAGCCAUGAUGCAUGACCUGCAGGUCACAUGCAGUGAGAUGCAACAGAAAGUUGAACUGUUGAGAUAUGAAUCUGAAAAGCUUCACGAGGAAAACUCUAUUUUGAGAAAUGAAAUUACUACCUUAAAUGAAGAAGAUAGCAUUUCUAGCCUGAAAUUAGAGAAAUUAAAUGGAUCUCAGGAAGAAUUGUGGCAAAAAAUAGAAACUGUAGAACAGGAAAAAGCUGCAAUUCAAACGAUGGCUGAAAAUUUAAAGAAACAGAUUUCAGAUUUAAAAAUCAAAAACCAACAGUUGGAUUCAGAGAAUAUAGAACUUCGCCAAAAGAACUCUCAAAACCAGGAAGAACUGCAGGACCUUAAUGAGCGUCUGGCAGAGCUGCUGUGCCAGAAGGAAGAAGAGCCAGGGGAGAGUUCAUUUGAGGAAUGGGAACGAGAAAGGGCUGAUCUGAAAAAAGAACUGGAACUCUAUAAAAUGCAGUCCUCCACAUUAGUGUCUUCUCUGGAGGCAGAACUUUCAGAAGUUAAAAUUCAGACUCAUAUUAUGGAACAGGAAAAUCUCCUUCUCAAAGAUGAACUGGAACAAAUGAACCAACUGCACAGAUGUCCUGAUGUCUCCGAGUUCCAGCAAAAGCUUUCUAGUGUGCUAAGCUACAAUGAAACACUGCAGAAAGAAAAAGAAGCGCUAAGUGCAGAAUUAAAGAACUGUGUGGAUAAGCUGGCACAGUCUAGCUUUUUGGAGAACAGAAUUGCUACAAUGAAGCAAGAGCAGCAGUCUUGGGAGCACCAAAGUGAGAGCUUAAAGUCACAGCUGGUGGCUUCACAGGAGAAGGUUCGGGAUUUAGAAGACGCCCUGCAGAAUGUGAACCUUCAGAUGUCCCGGAUCAAAUCUGACCUCCGAGUGACUCAGCAGGAAAAAGAAGCUUUAAAACAAGAAGUGAUGUCUUUACACAAACAGCUUCAGAAUGCUUGUGACAAGAACCUUGCUGCAGAAAUAGCCAGCCUGCCAUCAGGACCCCAGAACCAGCAGCAAAGGUUGUCUUGGGAUCAGUUAGAUCAUCUGAGUGAGGAACCGCAGCUGCUCCGGCAGGGAAAUGAGAGACUGCAGACCGUGGUGCAGAACACCAAGGCAGAGCUCAUGCACUCCCGAGAGAAGGUCCAUCAACUGGAAUCCAGCCUUCUUCCCUCUAAGCACCAAAAACAUCUAAACCCAUCAGGUACUGUGAAACUCGCAGAGCAAGAAAAGUUGAACUUAAAGAGAGAAUGUGAACAAUUUCAGAUAGAACGACCUAUUAGUAGGAAGGUCAGUCAGAUGAAUUCUUUUGAAGGAGAAUUAGACACAGUUCAUUUGGAAAAUGAAGGUCUGAAAAAGAAACAAGUGAAACUGGAUGAGCAGCUAAUGGAGAGGCAGCACCUGAGGUCCACUGUGAUGCUUAGCCCAUCGCCCCACUGGGAUCUGCAGCUGCUCCAGCAGCAAGCCUGUCUGAUGGUGCCCAGGGAGCAGUUUCUGCAGCUUCAACACCAGCUGCUGCAGGCAGAAAGGAGAAACCAGCACCUGCUGGAGGAACUUGACAGCAGGACCUUGGAAACCAACACACCACAGGGAAGCCAGGAACAACUGGUAACUGUCAUGGAGGAACGAAUGAUAGAAGUUGAACAGAAACUGAAACUGGUGAAAAGGCUCCUUCAAGAGAAAGUAAAUCAGCUCAAAGAACAACUCUGCAAGAACACUAAAGCAGAUGCAAUGGUGAAGGAUUUGUAUGUUGAAAAUGCUCAGUUGUUGAAAGCUCUGGAAAUGACUGAACAGCGACAGAAAACAGCAGAGAAGAAAAAUUAUCUCCUAGAAGAGAAGAUUGCCAGCCUCAGUACUAUAGUCAGAAAUCUGACGCCAGCACCCCUGACUUCUACACCUCCUUUGAGAUCAUAGCCACACCAAAGCCUCUCUUCUGUCUGUGCACUUUACUGAGAUGGAUGGAACAUUUCAGUACAUUCUCUUAACCCUCUUUCUACAAACUUUUAAUGACUUGGUGUGAAACAACCAAAAUCUACCAGCAACAGAACUGGAGUCUCCUUUCAGAACCAGUCUCUCUAAAUAGACCUUUUUGGAAGUUCCAAACAAACAUCAUAUAGUUCACUGUCUAAGUUACUCAUAUGCUGAGAUUUUAUUUCAUAAGUAUUGUAAUAGCUACAAAGAAGGUCAAACUCUGUGUUCUUGUUGCUUUUAUAAAAAAAAUUGCAUUAUACACAAAUGUAUGUGUGGAGAUAAGUAUGAGAUCUAAUUAGAAUAGUUACUAUGUACUUUAUUUUUAUAUCAAAUUUAGGUGUUACACAUUUAAAUACUGAAAAAAAUGCUUUUUGUAAUAGUUUUGGUUCUUUGAAUUGAUGGAUGGACUAUAAUUGUUUGAUAAGAAGGCUCAGCUCUGUAAACAUGGAGGUCAGAAAUAUCCAAGAACUCUACCUUCAAAAACCUAUACCUACUGUUACUAUUUUUGUUGUUGGUGGUGGUUGUGGGGUUUGAACUCAGGGCCUCAGCAUGGUCCCUGAGAUUUUUUCUCAAGGCUAGCGCUCUACCACUUU